Messenger RNA from Nymphalis io (European peacock), 7211 nucleotides. RefSeq names its product autophagy-related protein 2 homolog A. Gene Ontology annotation, molecular function: phosphatidylinositol-3-phosphate binding. Gene Ontology annotation, cellular component: extrinsic component of membrane; phagophore assembly site. The transcript has 38 exons. The coding region runs from base 99 to 6572 and encodes 2157 amino acids. NCBI's taxonomy places the organism in Eukaryota, Metazoa, Arthropoda, Insecta, Lepidoptera, Nymphalidae. Gene Ontology annotation, biological process: reticulophagy; autophagosome assembly; autophagy of mitochondrion. The record is from RefSeq and is a predicted model, not a curated record.
GUUUAUUUACGUGCUCAAGUCAAUCACACGCAAAUCACAAUAGUCAUUACGCACAAAGGCUAAAAAAUUCAUAGUGUGAUGAUAACAAAGUUUUAAAAAUGUUGUGGUAUCUGCCAUGGUCAGAAAGUAUUAAAAAAAGAGCCUGCAGAUACUUACUUCAACGCUACUUAGGAAAUUUUCUUGAAGAAAAGCUAACUUUGGCUCAGCUGAGUGUAGAUCUAUACAAUGGAACUGGUACCGUUUCAGACGUUAGCCUUGACUGCGAGGCUCUUAAUGAACUUGGUGACUCACAGAAUUGGCCUAUAGAGAUAGUAGAUGGACACAUGAAAGAGAUCACCGUAACUGUUCCCUGGUCAACGAUCCUCAAAGAUGAUUCUAUUGUUGAAAUCAAUGGUCUUUCUCUCACCGUGCAACCAAAAGUACGAGCUGAACCAGUGUCAUCAAUGCUGGAGUCUAUGUGGUCUUCAAUGUCAUCGUCAAUGCAGCUAGCCGCUGAAUGUCUGCAAGAAGAUGCUGGCCCUCGAGAGUCUAAUCCUGUCGAAGGCAUUGAAAUGUUCGCCCAUGCCAUAGAUUCCAUUUUAAGCAGAGUUAAAGUCAAAUUUGUUAAUACAAAAAUAAGAAUAGAACAUGUUCCUAAAAAUGGUGACAGGGGUAUCGCUUUGGAAAUUCACAUUAAAAACAUUGAUUACUUCGAUGAAGCUGGAGCUGAACCUCUACCAGAAGAAACAGAUCCCGAUAAAACAAAAACAUACAUAGUUGCAACAUACACAAAUAAGAAAAUAAAAUUUAAUGGCGUCACAUUUUAUAUUGAUGAAUUUCCUUCAAAAUUACGUACUAUGGCACCUAGCCUAAUAAUGGAAAAAUCAGCUUCUACACAAGCCGAUAAGUCAGAAGGUACUUCUGCCGAGUCACCAGAUUCAAACUAUCAAAGUACAAUGUCAGAUGUAUUCUAUGAAACUAGAAGUGUCAUAUCAACAAUAGAUUCUGAUCCCAUCAAAGAAAUUAUUGAGGAAAGACAAAAUGAUAACACCCGAGAAACAACUCCGGAGGAAAGAGUAUUGCAACCUGAUCCAGUAUUGUUUGCUAAGUUGACUGGACAGCAAGAGUUAAGCCUGACAUUAAAACAUUCUGAAGAAGUGGAUGGACCGAAAGUAGAAGUUAGAAUAUUACUGGGUUCAUUCCUCGUGUUUAUCACUCCAAGACAAUUGCAUACAUUAAUAGAACUCGUGGAUGCAUUAAAUCAACCACAUCUAGAAGACACUAGCAACAUACCAAUUCGUCCUAAUGUAAAUAUGCAAUGUAAACAAAUGAAGCAAUCAGAUUUUCAAGUCAUAGAAGCACAGCUACUUGGUAAUUUGGAGAAACAACACUCUAAACCACAAGGCAUGUACGGAUGGUCCGGACCAAGCUUUGAGGACAGUGACAGUGAGAGUGACAAGUUUCUACCAAUGACAUCUCGAGGCAAUGACAUGGCAAAGAGCUUCACAUCCUCAGUUAGUUCUAUGAGUACCAGCAUGACGUCAAGUGUCAAUAUACCAACAAUCCAGCCACGUAUCAAAAGGAAUAAAAAAGUUCCACACAUCGAUGGUGACCCCACAGCUGAAGUGUCACAUAUAAGUCUAAGAAUCGCAUCAUUCUCUUGCGUUCUCCUUCAUAAGGAUAUUUUACUUCCAACACCAAUGGGAACACACAACAUUUCCUCAGCGUCUGUGUUAAAACUACAACAGAUCUCAACAGAAUUCUUCAAUUGUGUGGAAACAUUUGGUAGACUCAACGAGAGACGAGACUUGAAUACAAUAAACAAAGCAUUGGACAGAGCAACAGAUAGAGACCACUUAAGAUUAUUAACAUCAGAAAUAAGUCUAGAUGGCAGUGAGAAGGUGACGUCACACGGAAGUCAAACAAUGUGUGAGGCGGCCAUAAAGAGUAUGCUUGUUAGAGAGUGUCUCUACUCGCAAGGCGAAGAGACAGAAGAUGUUAAACCGCAGAAAUUUGAUUUAAUCUGGUUUGAUCACAAAGAUGAUGAAAAUUCAAUUUUAUCUUCAAAAUCGGAUAUAAGGAUAAACUUCAAACAGACCUCGAAAUAUAUGCGAAUAUCCGGUGAAAAAAAAUUGGUUCAUCCUACAACUGACAUAUUGAUAAAAUGCACCCCGUUUUAUAUUGACGUAGAUCUGACUUUAAUCGAGCGAAUGUCGGCUACGUUUUUCGGUGGUACCACUUCGACCUCAACGCCUUCAACGCCAACGCAACCGAGUCAAAUGAAUGUAUCUCUCCAAUGCCCCAAUCUUAGUGUUAUACUUAGGUUCCCGGUGGCGGACCUCCGUCCGGGCGCGCCCCGCUCGUCGCGGCGCGUGCGCGCGGACUACCUGUCGCUGCGGUGCGGCGCGGCCGCCGUCGGCUCGCAGCGCCCCGCCGCGCUCUCCCUGCGCGCCGCCACGCUCGACCUCUACUACCACGAAAACGAUCAGUUGCCCGCUACCCAUAUAGCGCAGUCAUCCAUGGACGACGCCUCAUUGGAAGGGAAUAUACUCAGAGGCAACACAUCCAGUCCCUUACCUAUGAUAUCCAUAACAUUUAAACCGCGGGAAACCAACAAAAGCCCCUUCGACUGCUUACACGAUGAGACGGGUUUCGAACCCAAAGCGGCGAACCCCAUGACAACAUCCAUGUACAUAAUGAACAACCUCCGAAGCACUCUCCCGAGUCCCUUCAGCGGGAAGAAGAUGGCUCAUCAGAGUAUCAGCAAACACGAAAACAAUCAACCAGGUCAGGAAGAAGAAAUCAUAGUGCCUGGCACCGAUGAAGAGAUGGCAGAGUUUACAAACAGUUCCGUGGAGCACUCCGCUAUACACCUCGAUUUUAAUUUACCAAUACUCAGUCUUCAACUUGAAUCAAAACAGUUGUAUGAGAUAAUUUACAACCGUAUCAACUCCGACUUGCUGCUGUGGGAGCCGCAGGUCGUCGAGCCGUUCGACAUCAGCCCGCACAUGUGCGCACCCAUCUACCCUGCCUUUGGACUCUGCAAAGGGAUGGGAUAUGAUUCAGACUCUGAAAGUUCAACGUCCGAAGAAGAAAAUCUCUACUACUCAACUUAUGAUAACAAGUUGCGGAAAGGCAUUGGAAAUACGAAACCUUUACCGGAAAAUAACGAGAGUGAGACGCACAACUUUUGUCUUACUCUCAAAGUCGGUAAAGGAUUGAUGACGAUUUAUGCUCCUGUUAGGGAUAGCAACAAGCGUGUAGUGCCAGGUCAAAUGGGUGAGUUAGUGCUGGAAGCUUACAAGUUGUCAAUGUGUCAAGUGAGCGGGCUGAAUGGGCGAUCCAAAACAGCCCAGCUGUGCCUAAGAGCUGGAAAAACUACGCUUUAUCAUGAACCACUCCUGACAAUACCAUCAGAGAAACCUAAUCUCCGUCUAUACGGAACCACUUUACCCUCACACUUGAAAAGCACUAUAUAUCCCUCUAACAAGGGAGUAACGAUAAAAGAACAAUUACAAAAUAAAGACAUGUUCACGUUGGCGCUUAAGACUGAUCCUAAUUCCGAAACGCCUAAUCUUAAGACAAUAUGCAUAGCUCUGGGCAUAGAGCAGGCCACGCUGCGCCACCGCGGCGACAAGGGUAUCGCGUGGCUGAGCCAGCUCAUGGACGUGAUGGACGUGCUGGACUACCCCGUGCCCGGGUACACGCCCUCCACCGUGCUGUCCGAGCUGCACGUGCACGUGUGGGACUGCGCCGUGGACUACCGACCAUUGUAUUUACCGAUACGGACCGUGCUGACCUUGGGAAACUUCAGCGUCUCCAGCAACUUGAUCCCCGAGACGAAUACGUCGUACCUUCGUUUCUUGGCGCAGGAGUGCACUCUUUUCAUAUCAACGCUGAUUGGAACGAAGGCAAGCGUCCCGGUGCCGCAGGACGACGAUAAGGCCCCCGAUAUAAGUAAGGAUUACAUCUGCGUCAUCGAUGUCGGCCUGUUCGAGCUGUCUUUGCGGAUGGAGGAUAAAAACAGUGCUUCGAAUGACCAACCGCAGGUGGACUUGACAGCAUCAAACAACAUGGUCAACAUGUAUACCUGCUGGGACUCUGCCUCGGCUCUAUGUAGACUGGUCACAUACAUCGCCUCCGAUGGGGACUCGCAGCCGCCAUUCGAUAGAUCGCGGCACACUAGCAUAUGCUCCGAUCAGCCCUUAGAACCAUUAGUAGGCUUGGAAGACAGACCAGUAGAAGAUAUCAGAGAAUUAUCGCCGAGUGAAAUUCAACAAGUCAACGAUUUAAUGGCAGAAGCAAUGAAGGAGAGUCCAAAUAAUACCAUGGAAGAAGAUGACUUCAACAGUUCAGUGGAAAAAGAAGGAGUCGAAGUAUUCUUCUUUCCUGAUGAAUCGAACAUGAAGCAAAAGCCGCCGGCUGACAGCUUAGACACAGAAAUUGAACCGAAGUCGCUAGGUUAUGAAGACUAUCAGCCAAUAGAAGAAGCGCAAGAAGCGAAACCAACGAACACGCAAGUGGCGAGAGACCUCGGCGACCCAAGUUCCACUCCGAAAACGACGCCACGAAAAUCAAAACGGAAAAAAGUCAAAUCUACGGGAGAGGGUAGCAACACAGACGACGAAUACUGUAUAGUGGAGGAGCAGCCUUAUGGUCAGGACAACGAAAUGGACGAGCCAGUCGUGAACUGGAUCAACGGACCGGUGUACAUGGUCGAUAACCAUUUCACCGUGCCCGCAGCUAGAUCUGAUGUCCUCAAAGCUCCGAAGAGCUUCCCGUUACCCGUUCUUCGAUAUACAUUGUGCGAACUGAGUUUAACGUGGAACAUGUUUGGUGGAAGCGAUUUUAGAUCCGCGAAUGAUACGACACCCACCAAAAAAACUGUGACCAUUGACGAUACACGGAAACAGGGCUCCCCUACUAUAUCCAAACGCAGCAAGGAGUACGAGCCGUACGAGGCGAGCCGCGCCGUGGCGGCGGCCUACCGCCGGGCCGGCGUGAGCUGGGCCGCCGGCGCCGAGCGCGUGCGCGCGCCGCCCGCCGCGCGCCGCGACGUGCGCUCGCGGGGCGGCGCGCUGCGCGACCACGCCGUCUGCGUCAAGCUGUGCCUCACCAAGCUUAAGUUUCAACAUGAAGUGUAUCCUCCGGGAGGCACGCAAGCGUCCCGACAGACGCUCGCUAUCACGAAGAUUGAAGUUCUAGACAGAUUAGUUUGCAGCGACAUCAACAAACUGCUCAGCCAGUACAAACUCAAAGAUGAGCCGGAGAGGAAGAAUGCACACAUGUUAAUAGUAAAAUCUGUCCACCUCCGGGCUGAUGCUGCGGUGCCGGCUCAAGAGUGCUGCCUCAAAGUAUCUCUACUUCCUCUACGGUUCAACCUCGAUCAGGACACGCUAGCGUUCCUCGUUGGUUUCUUCUCUAAACUUGGAACUGACGAGAUAAACGACGAGGACACGAAGAGCGUGGGCGGUCUGUCGACCGAGUCGAGCGGGUCGCGGCAGACGACGCCCACGCACCGGCCGCCCGUCAUGAGCAUCGGCAGCCACCUGCGCGACCCGCCGCCCACGCCCACCUCGCUCGGGGACGCCGACUGCCUCUCGCUUAACGACACCGUGAUACGCGAUGAUGAACCAUUAAUGGAAACGUAUGAAGCGGAACGCCUCGUGUCAGAGAACCUCAUACAAUUAGAAGAAGACUUCCAACGUUUGGGUAUCAGCCAAGAAAAGCCCACGACCAAAGUGCCAGACUCAGAGCCGGUAGACGACUCGCCAAUAUACUUCCGUCGAGUAGUAUUCUCGCCCGAGGUACCAAUCCGAUUGGAUUAUGUCGGAAAACGAGUUGACCUCUCAGCCGGACCCGUUGCCGGUCUGCUAAUGGGACUUGGGCAUCUUAACUGUUCAGAAUUGACAUUGAAGAGGCUUGACUACAAAUUGGGUUUACUCGGCCUUGAAAAAUUAGUUCAAUGGGCGUUACAUGAAUGGUUGUCCGAUAUUAAGCGGCACCAGCUGCCCGGUCUGCUCAGCGGCAUCGGACCAAUGCACUCGCUUUUACAAAUAAUAACGGGGAUCCGCGACCUGGUGUGGCUGCCGGUGGAGCAGUGGCGGCGCGACGGGCGGCUCGUGCACGGCCUGCGGCGCGGCGCCGCGUCCUUCACGGCGCGCACCGCCGUCGCCGCGCUCGACAUCACGGCGCGCCUGCUGCACCUCAUACAGGCUACGGCAGAAACGGCAUGCGACAUGCUAACGCCGAGUCCUGCUCUGGCGCUGGGCGACGCGCACGAGCGGCGCUCGCGACGGCGACGGCGCGACCCCGCACGACAACCCGCCGACAUACGGGAGGGCGUGGCCAGCGCCUACAACACCGUCAAGGAGGGCUUCGCCGACACAGCCGCUACGAUGGCGGUAGCGGCACGAAGAGGACACGGCGCGGGCGUGCUGCGCCACCUGCCGGGCGCUGCCAUGACGCCGCUGGCGCUGGCCGCCGCCGGAGCCGCCGACGUGCUGGGCGGCGUGCGCGCGCACCUCGCCCCGCACCUGCGCCGCGACCACGCCGACAAGUGGCGGCGACCGGGCGCCGACGUAACAGAUUAAGGACCGCAAAUAUCUCCAGCCCAAAUCACAAAUAUAAACUAAUAUUUUUAGUAAAUUAAAAAAAGUCUAUCUUUAUAAAAAAAAAUUAAAACAACUUUAAAAAUUAUUCAAUUGAAGGUAAUAUUUUAUAUAUACUUUUGUAAAGAAAACAAAAAAAACUACGUCAAAGAGAUAAAAUUACAACCAUAUCAUUCUCAAAUAAGCAGUUUGCUUCAUUUUGCUAACAGACUUUGUUUAGUGAACAUACAUAAUGGUGCUUAAUUUUAUGGAUCGGACGAGCAUUUUGAGGCAUUUACUUGCUUAUAUUUCCUAUAUGUUAAAUAGGUGUAAAUAUUUUUUUUUAUAAUUUUAAUUGAUAUUUGGGAUGAUCGAUGGGUGCCAUGACAAAACGUAAAUUUAAUAUUAAAAAUAUUAUUUUUUUUCCAUUACAUUCAAUGUAACAAAAUGUGAGAAAAGUUGAAAUUUAAUUUGAAUACUUAUGUAUGAUAUUAAUUUAUAUUUAUAUGAAACUAGCAAAGUAAUUUUGUGAGUGAUAUUUUAUAGGCUAGUGAAGUAAAAUGUUCGAAAAUUAUUAUUAAAAAUAAAAAUUGUAUUCCUUUAUAUUAUAAAAAAUAAAUACAAUAAAUCACUACUAUCUGA